Molecule: messenger RNA, 5006 nt
Organism: Anolis sagrei ordinatus
Lineage: Eukaryota; Metazoa; Chordata; Lepidosauria; Squamata; Anolidae
Gene: AEBP1
Product: AE binding protein 1
Biological process (GO): negative regulation of transcription by RNA polymerase II; protein processing; peptide metabolic process
Molecular function (GO): DNA-binding transcription repressor activity, RNA polymerase II-specific; RNA polymerase II transcription regulatory region sequence-specific DNA binding; zinc ion binding
Source: RefSeq, a predicted model, not a curated record
UUGGGCUGGGAGGGGAGGGGACCCCUUAGAGCCGCCGUCCGAGGGAAGACGAGGCAGCCUCUCUCUCCGAGAGUCCCUUCCAGGCUGUCCCAGAAAGAAACAAGCUGCUCCUCCAUCCUCUACCCGUCGGGGAAGGAUCCAGCGUAGGAGAUGGUCGCCUCGUGGCCCUCGGGGCUGCUGCUGUGCCUCUUGCUGGGGCUGUUCUGUGGCCCCCCACGACCUGGCCCCGCCGAGGCGCAGUCCGUGCUCAGCGACCACGAGAUCGAGGAGUUCCUGAAGGGCUUCCUAGGAGAAGGCGAGGAGGAGGAGGAGGAAGGCGGGGAGGAAGGCGAGAAGGCGGCCCCCGGGCCCCCCGAAGAGAGGGACCCCCGCCGGGAAGAAGGCCCACAAGAGAAAGUGAAGGAGAAGCCGAAUAAAGGGAAAAAAGAGAAACCACCCAAGCCAACCAAGAAACCUAAAGUGAGACCUCCAAAAGCCCCCAAGAAAGAGAAAGGUCCAAAGCCUACCAAAAAGCCCAAAGAGAAACGGCCAAAGGCAACCAAGAAACCAAAGGAGAAACCUCCCAAGGCUACAAAAAAACCCUCUGGAGGAAAGAAAACGGAGAGGCCUCCUCCGCCCAUCCAGCCCUAUGAGGAAGAAGAGCGGUACCACUUUCCAGAAAGGCCACUGAUCCCACCUCCAGCUGGAGAAGAAGAUCAUUAUGAGGUGCCCGAUUCCACAAGGUUCCAUGAUCCUUAUGGGAGGGAAGAUGAGCACUCCCGAGUGAAUGAAGAAGGAGGGGAAUCUCUGUUCCCAGAGGAGCCAACGGAACCACGAUGGGAUGAGAAACAGGAUCCAAACAGGCAUUACACCGACUUUUAUGAACCUCCAACAGAGCCACAGGAGCCUGGAAGAGAGAACAGGAACCGCGAAAGCCAGCCAGAAUCCCCAAGAGAGCUGGAGCCACCUACGCUGGAUUACAAUGAACAGAUUGAGCGUGAAGACUACGAAGACUUUGAAUACAUCAGACGCCAGCACAAACCCAGCAAACCACCAAAGAAAAAGAAACCCGAGAGACCCAGACUGGAGACAGAGGAGAAGCCAAGAAAGUCAGAAGAACCACCCACACCACCCUUCGAGAAUCAUUAUGAAGGAGGUUUAGAGCUGCCCGAUUAUGGAGAUGUGGACUAUGGUCUGCCCCCACAGAAACCCAGAAUCUACCCCAGCAGAAAAGAAGAUGAGGGUGAAAUGGAGACAGAUGAAGAAAAACUCAGGCUAAAAAAGCCUAAGAAAGUCAGUGGCAAGGAGGAUGAGGAUGUUGAGACAGAUGAAGACAAAUGGGCAGAAGAGAAAAGCAAGGAUCGGAAAGGGAAGCCAAAGAAAGCAGGAGGGAAAAAGUGGGAGACAGAUGAAGAUGAUGAUGAUAAGGAGUGGACUCCAGAAGAGAAAAUAAAGUGCCCUCCCAUUGGAAUGGAGUCCCAUCGCAUUGAGGAUGACCAGAUCUUGUCUUCUUCCAUGUUGCGGCACGGCUUAGGAGCACAACGUGGGCGUCUCAAUAUGCAGGCUGGGUCUAAUGAAGAUGAUUACUUUGAUGGGGCUUGGUGUGCAGAAGAUGACAGCCGCAUACAGUGGCUCCAGGUGGACACCAGAAGAACGACCAAGUUCACAGGAAUCAUCAUCCAGGGCCGUGAUUCUCUCAUCCACGAUGAUUUUGUCACUACCUUCUACGUAGGUUUCAGCAAUGACAGCCAGAACUGGCAGAUGUACAGCAACGGCUAUGAGGAAAUGCUUUUUUAUGGCAAUGUUGACAAGGACACCCCCAUAAUGACUGAAUUCCCGGAGCCAAAGGUUGCCCGCUUCAUUCGGGUCUUCCCACUCACCUGGAAUGGCAGCCUUUGUAUGAGGAUGGAAGUUCUGGGGUGUCCCCUCUCAAGCAUCCAUAGCUAUUAUAGCCUGCAAAAUGAAGUGAUGACAUCAGUAGACAAUCUGGACUUCCGCCAUCACAACUAUAAGGACAUGAGACAGCUUAUGAAAGUGGUGAAUGAAGAGUGCCCCAGCAUCACCCGAAUCUACAAUAUCGGCAAGAGUUCCCGAGGAUUGAAGAUCUAUGCCAUGGAAAUUACUGAUAAUCCAGGAGAGCAUGAACUUGGAGAACCAGAGUUUCGCUACACAGCUGGAGUCCAUGGCAAUGAGGUGUUGGGGCGCGAGCUUCUGCUAAUGCUGAUGCAGUUUAUGUGCAAAGAGUACAAGGAUGGGAACCCGCGUGUGAGGAACUUGGUGGCUGAAACCCGCAUUCACCUUGUCCCCUCACUCAACCCUGAUGGUUAUGAGAUUGCCAGUCAAAUGGGCUCAGAGCUGGGGAACUGGGCCUUAGGACACUGGAAUGAGGAAGGGUAUGAUAUCUUUGAGAACUUCCCAGAUCUCAACAGCAUCCUCUGGGCUGCAGAAGAAAGGAAAUUGGUACCACACAAAGUCCCCAAUGACCAUAUCCCCAUCCCUGAACAUUAUCUUGCAGAUGAUGCUUCUAUGGCAGUGGAGGUGAAAGCCAUCAUGGCCUGGAUGGAUAAGAUCCCAUUUGUGCUCGGAGCCAACUUCCAUGGUGGGGAAAAAUUUGUUUCAUAUCCCUUUGACAUGGAUCGUCCUACCAGCGAAAAUGAAGUGGCUCCUCCUCCUCCACCACCACAGGAUGACUAUGAAGAGGAAACCCCGGGGAAAAAAGAGACCCCAGACCACGCUAUCUUCCGCUGGCUGGCCAUUUCCUAUGCCUCAGCUCAUCUCACGAUGACCGAAACCUUCCGAGGAGGAUGCCACUAUCAGGAUAUGACCGAUGGAAUGGGGAUUGUCAAUGGUGCCAAAUGGCAUCCCCGAGUGGGCAGCAUGAACGAUUUCAGCUACCUUCACACCAACUGCCUGGAGCUUUCCAUCUAUCCAGGGUGUGACAAGUUUCCUCAUGAAAGUGAAUUACCGCAGGAGUGGGAAAACAACAAGGAAUCUUUAUUGACAUUCAUGGAGCAGAUACAUCGGGGCAUUAAGGGUGUUGUGACAGACCAGGAGGGUGACGCCAUUGCAAAUGCCUCCAUCUCUGUUGUGGGGGUCAACCAUGAUGUGAAAACAGCAAGCGGUGGGGAUUACUGGCGCAUCCUGAACCCUGGCGAAUACCGCGUCACGGCCAGAGCGGAAGGCUACAAUCCGAGUGUCAAAACCUGCAAUGUUUUUUACGACAUCGGAGCCACCCAGUGCAACUUCAUCUUGUCACGGUCCAACUGGAAACGCAUUCGGGAGAUCAUGGCCAUGAAUGGGCACAGGCCGUUGGGAAUGCCCGUAUCUGGCCGGCCCAUGACACCCCGGGAGCGAAUGCAAUGGAGGAGGAGGAUGCGCCAGAGAGCUCGCCUGCGCCAGCAGAUGCGCAACCGGCUACGGCAGACCACACGUGCUCCAACGACUCCUGCCCCGACCACAGAUUUCCCCUUUUCGUUCAGCAGCACCACACUCCUUCCGUGGAGUCAGGAGGCUCCCACUGCCCUACCAGCCACUACCUGGGAAACUGAGAUCUACACGGAGACAGUGACUGAAUGGGAAACAGUAACUGAGGAUGUAAUAGAGGGGGAAACCGAGGAGACCAGAGAAGAGACCACGGGCACCGCUUUUCCCAUGACCACAGUAGAAACGUACACAGUAAACUUUGGAGACUAGAAGCAGCUGCCCAACAUGCUGUGACUAUGGGCCGGAACAUUUGUAAAAUAUUCGUAAAGCUUGCCCUGCCUUCUGUAUAAUGCUGUAUCCAUUCAUCAUCAGCUGCUUUUAGAAUCCACUGGGGAAUCCACCGCUUUGAGCAGCCUCCAACAGCCACAGCACUUACUCCUCUGCCUGUCUCUCCUUUACAUACACACAUCUUUCUGUGCAGAAACAACAGUUUGUCUCCCCCAAAGGCCUGUUAUUCCAACCAUAUACACCAGGGGCCCUGGUGGCGCAGUGGGUUAAACCGCUGAGCUGCUGAACUUGCGGACUGAAAGGUUGGUGGUUUGAAUCUGGGAAGUUGGGUGAGUUCCCAUUGUUAGCCCCAGCUUCUGCCAACCUAGCAGUUUGAAAACAUGCAAAUGUGAGAAGAUCAGUAGGUACCGCUUCUGCGGGAAGGUAACAGUGCUCCAUGCAGUCAUGCUGGCCACAUGAAGUAGGAGGUGUCUACGGACAAUGCAAGCUCUUCAGCUUAGAAAUGGAGAUGAGCAUCAACCCCUACAGUCAAACACAGCUAGACUUAUUGUCAAGGGGAAACCUUUACCUUUUUUAUACACCUAGUAAGUGGGAAGUUGAAGUGAGUAUCCCAUGUAGUUGAGCUGGGUUCUGAAGCACGAAACAGAGUCAUGACAUCUUCCCUCAUGAAUCUUUUUCCUUUAAUAAAACUGUUUUCUCCUCUGUCUUUACAAAACUCCUUACAGUAAGGCCAUUAUAAAAGAAUUUACAAAAAGCUCUGUUAAGUUAAAUGCAAUUGGCAUUUUAAAAUCAAUAUAUGUUACCAUACCUAAAUGUGCUUGAUUACAAUUUUUUUUCCAGGAAAACCCAGUUUUUUUGGGAAGCUUGAUUAGUAAAAUAUCUGAAUGGAAAGUGGCAAGAGACUCCUGAGUACCAGAGUCAAAAGAGAAAAGCACAGAAAGAGCUCAAGAUGUGUGGGAAGGAAGUGCCAUCAAUCCUGACUACUGUGUCAGCCGCUCAUAAGUUUCUAAAUUUGCAAACCUCUUUUUCAGUCUUUACCUUCUUGCUUGUGAGAAUUGAAAGUUUGCCAGCUUUCUCAGUGAUGCCCAAAGUGCUAUGAGAUCUGUAAGAGUUCAGCCUGACCUCCUCACUAUUUCAAAUGUAGCUUCUCAUCCAGAGAGUUGCUACAAGGAGACUGUCCUUUGCAAGUGCCGGGUGGCAGAAGGAGAGAUUGUUUUUUUCCAGGUUCAGUAUUCCAGGCCAAUGAAGUGCAAUCAUAAGCCCUUCUGACUUCGUAAGAGUUCUUGUGUAUUUGAAUAAAGUGGUUUAUAUAAGAA